Scophthalmus maximus (turbot) is the source of this 3478-nucleotide messenger RNA. RefSeq names its product protein associated with LIN7 2, MAGUK p55 family member b (gene pals2b). Gene Ontology annotation, cellular component: cell-cell junction; plasma membrane. Gene Ontology annotation, molecular function: protein binding. Lineage: Eukaryota; Metazoa; Chordata; Actinopteri; Pleuronectiformes; Scophthalmidae. The transcript has 14 exons. Bases 242 to 1981 code for a protein of 579 amino acids. The record is from RefSeq and is a predicted model, not a curated record.
CGGGGCGUGUCGGUUUGAUUGGCAUCGUGUUCCCUGGUAGUCUGCUGCGGGACCAGGACAGACAGCCGAGGGGGGGUCUGAAUGUCCAACCGGGACGGUCUGUGGACUACCGCGAACUCGCACGCACAAUUCCCAGGUCUUCACAGUUGACUGAUGAGUUGCCAGUAGGACUUGGGUUGGGCUACACCGACUGGUACAGCAUACUUGUGGCAGUAGCAGCAGCGAGAAGGAGGGCUUGGCGAUGGUCACAGCUAUGGAGGACGCCUGUCCCAAUGGGGUGCAGGAGGAGCAGGAGGAGGAGGUGACGCCCCCGAGACAGCCUGGCGCGGAGGGGACCCCGGCCGAGCGGUCCACCCAGGAAACAGAUACGUCUGGAGCCAUGCAGCAGGUGUUGGAUCAUGUGGGUGAGCUGCCCACCUCCACGGGCGCCAAGGACAUCGACCUGCUCUUCCUGCGCGGCAUCAUGGAAAGUCCAACUGCUCACGAGCAGCUGGAGGAAGUGAAGCUGGAGGCGGUGCAGGACAACAACGUGGAGCUGGUGACAGAGAUCCUGGGCGACAUCAACAACCUCCAGGUCAAAGACGACAGCGCGGCCGAGCUGUCCAAGAUCCUGCAGGAGCCACACUUCCAGUCUCUUUUGGAGGCACAUGACAUAGUGGCCUCAAAAUGCUACGAAGUCCCGCCCCCAGCGGAGAUGGCCAAUGACGCAGCAGUGAACAGCGCUCUGAUGCAGGCCGAUGCCGUGCGAAUGAUUGGCAUCCGAAAGAAGGCCGGAGAGCCGCUGGGCGUGACAUUUCGUGUGGAGAAAGACGACCUGGUCAUCGCUCGAAUCCUGCACGGCGGCAUGAUCGACAGGCAGGGCCUGCUGCACGUGGGCGAUAUCAUAAAGGAAGUGAACGGGAAGGAUGUCGGCAACAAUCCCACCGAGCUGCAGGAGAUGCUCAAAGACUGCAGCGGAGGGAUCACGCUGAAAAUUCUCCCCAGCUACCGGGACGCACCGGCUCCUCCCCAGGUGUACGUGAGGCCAUACUUUGACUACAACCCGGCCAGUGACAACCUGAUCCCUUGUCGCGAGGCGGGCAUGGCCUUCGCGAAGGGCGACAUCCUUCAGAUUGUCAACAGAGAGGAUCCCAACUGGUGGCAGGCGUGUCAGGUGGUGGGCGGGGCUACGGGACUGAUACCCAGUCAGUUCCUCGAGGAGAAGAGGAAAGCUUUCGUCCCUCGGGACUUCGAUGGGACAGGCAUGCUCUGUGGCACUAUCGCUGGAAAGAAGAAGAAGAAGAUGAUGUACCUGACAGCCAAGAAUGCAGAGUUUGACAGACACGAGCUGCAGAUCUACGAGGAAGUGGCAAAAGUGCCAGCAUUCCAGAGGAAGACGCUGGUUCUGAUUGGUGCACAGGGCGUGGGUCGACGCAGCCUGAAGAACCGCCUGAUGGUCCUACAGCCAACGCGUUUCGGCACAACUAUACCAUACACUUCGCGACGAGCCCGCGACGACGAGCUGGACGGCAACUCGUACCACUUCACCAGCAGGACGGAGAUGGAGGUGGACGUGAAGGCCGGCCGGUUCCUGGAGCACGGCGAGUACGACGGCAAUCUGUACGGCACCAAGAUCGAUUCCAUCCACGAGGUGGUGGACACAGGACGCACCUGCAUCCUGGACGUCAACCCGCAGGCUCUGAAGGUGCUGAAGACGGCAGAGUUCAUGCCUUAUGUGGUGUUCAUUGCUGCGCCAGAUUUCGACACACUCAAGGCCAUGCACAAAGCCGUGGUGGACGCAGGCAUCACGACGAAGCAGCUCACGGAUGUGGACCUGAGGAAGACGGUGGAUGAGAGCGCCCGCAUCCAGAGGGCUUACAGCCACUACUUCGACCUGACCAUCGCCAACGACAACCUGGAUAAGGCCUUUGAGACGUUACAGGCCGCUGUGGACAAACUGUGCAGUGAACCCCAGUGGGUCCCGGUGAACUGGGUGUACUGAGGACCAGCAGCAGCCACUCUGAGCGGGUCACACUGACCCACCAGCAUGUGUGUGUGUGUGUGUGUGUGUUUCUAACCACAAAGGCCAAAGAGGAGGAGAAGAGUCCUGGAAAAUAACAGUAAUAAUUAUUUAAAAAAAAGAAUGAAAAACAACUCCUCCUAAUGCUCUUUUUCCUCUUAGGCCCGCACGGCUUGCAACUUUUUUUCUACUCGAAAACUCAAAGGGAAAAAGUGCUUAUUUAUUUUAUAACUUUUUAUGAAAGAUCUUUCUAUUUCGAUGUGGAAUUCCGGUGAGAAUUAAACAAACAAACAAAAAAAAUCUGGUCACGUCUACGGGCCAUAUUUUUGCAUUAAUUUAUUGUUGUAGUAGUUACACGUCUUAUUUUGUAGUCGUUUCUCUUGAUUUUUUAAGUGUUUUUUUUUUUGUUUUUUUUGUCGGCCUCCCUUCACGGACACCCUGGAUUUAUGAUCACCAACCAAGCCACCACGAUGGAGAUGAGGAAGAGAGGCGAUGAGUAGUCGGUGUCAUACGUCGUUGCCACGUUUGAGCGCCCUGUGUAGCUGUGUUUUGGUUUUCACCUCCUCACAAAUGAAUCCUUUGGUGUUUUCUAUGUCGCUGGCCCUGAAUCCUUAGUCGUCGACAGGAUAAACUGUGCAAAGAGAAACGAAGAGGUUGAAUGGCCCAUUUGGGCAAAAGUCUGCAGGGGUAAAAGAAAAACUACUUCAUCAUUUAGUUUCUCAAAGAUUAAACAUCGUCUGUGUCUGGUAAUUUUUGUCUAGUUUUGUUUUUCUUACAGUAGUUUUUCAUCCGUGUGGUGAUUUAUACAGUGUAGUGUUUUUGUCACUCAUGAUUUAUUUUAUUUUAUUCGUCCUCCUGUUAUCAGUCUCUGUCUGGAGUGUGAUCAUCAUAGUGUUACUGAGCGUCAUCUUUGCCGUCUACAUGAAGCAGUUUGUUAAUGUUUGUAUGUACGUGAGUGAGGCUCCAAUCCUCGCCCUCCUUAUGGACCUUAUCUUCAGUGUUGCAGUAUGCCAAAGCUCCAAUCGUUACUCCAAAUAAGGUUUGAAAUUCACCAUUGCUAAAUCGGAUUGGUAGUUCAACUACAGGCUGUAUCAUGAAUUCAAACAAAAUGUGAGUUUGGAUGGUAAACUCAUCCGGCAAAGCUAAAGGGUAAAACUCUAGUUCCACUGUAUGUCUCAUAAUGCUCUGUAAAUCUUUGUCAAAACAAAUCAAAUAUAAAAAUUAAAAAACUACGAAAAACAUAGGUCACUAGUUUCCAUGAGAAAUUAAUUUGCUCUGAAAAAAAAAAAACGACCUCAUGUGAAUAUUCUUUGUGAUAUUUGUGGCAUUUCAGCAUCCUGAGAUCAACCGGGGCCACAGGUUUGAAGAAAAACAGCCCUGCUGCCUGUUGAAGUGUUUCACGUGGUACCUCGUGUCUACAGAUUUGCUUUUACAUUUUUUAUCAGCAAGAUUAUGAUGAAUAAAGUUUAUUAAACCUCA